ACAAUUUUGUUAUUUUCCUCAGGCCAUUGCCAUGCUUCUGCACAGAACAUUCUCAACUGCAACUUCGAAACUCAACUGGAGAAACCAAAUCAAACAAAACCAACUAGUUUCCCAAAUCUCAUCACUUCUCUUACAAAGAAAAAACUGGAUCCCUCUUGUCCAAAAUCUCAACCUCUCCUCAAAACUAACUCCACUUCUCCUCCUUCAAAUUCUCCACAAAACCCAAACACACCCUCAAACUUCUCUCAGCUUCUUCAACUGGGCAGUCACCAAUCUCAAACUCAACCCAGACCUCAAACUCCAAUGCUAUGUCAUCAACCUCGCUCUCGGGUCGGAUCUUUCUCAACCCGCAAAGACAAUCUUGGAUUCUGUAGUUCAAUCUCACCCUCCAAAUAUAAUUCUUGACUCCAUGGUUCAAGUUUGUAGAGGUAAAACUUUAAGCUUUGUUCUUGAAUUUUAUGCACUCAAGGGUUUAUUUCUGGAGGGUUUAGAAGUGUUUAAAAAAAUGAGAAUUAUUGGUUUAACUCCUUGUGUUCAUGCUUGUAAUAAACUUCUUGAUGUUUUGUUAAGAGAAAAUGAGAUUAAAUUAGCUUGGUGUUUAUAUAGUUCCAUGAUUCGAGUUGGGGUUUGUUUAGAUAAGGUUACUUGGUCCUUGGUUGCGAGUAUUCUUAGUAAAGAUGAGAACUUUGAGAGAAUUGUUAAGUUGCUUGAGAUGGGUAUUUGUAAUUCAGUUAUGUAUAAUGCGGUUGUUAAUUGUUAUAGUAAAAAGGGGGAGUUUGAUGCUGCGUUUCAUCGGUUAAAUGAGAUGGAAAGUAGAAAAAUUGAGCCGGGUUUUAGUACUUUUAGCUCCUUACUCGAUGGAGCUUGUAGACACGGAAAUGUCGAAAUGAUUGAGAGAGUAAUGGGAGUGAUGAUAGAGAGGGGAUUGCUUCCGAAGAACGAUUUAUUCGAUUGUGAUUUGAUUGUCCAGAAGCUUUGUGAUUUGGGGAAGACGAAUGCUGCGAAAAUGUUUUACAAGAGAGGUUUGGAUGAGAAAAUAGGAUUGAAAGAUGCGACUUAUGGGUGUAUGCUUAGAGCGUUUUCUAAAGAACAAACGCUGGAUGAAGCUAUUGGUCUUUACCGAGUGAUAUUGGAAAAGCGUAUUUUGAUUAAGAAUAGUGCUUAUAUUGCUUUCGUAAAUCGUUUGCUCGAGGAAGAUCCAUAUGCAGAGGGAUAUGAUAUACUUAUGGAUAUAGUAAAAAAAGGAUUUAAUCCUUGUACAUCUAGUUUAUCUAAAUUUAUCUCGUCUCUGUGUAAUAAACGAAGAUGGAGAGAAGCGGAGGAGCUGUUGAAUGUGGUUCUAGAGAGAGGCUUAUUGCCGGAUUCUGCAUGCUGUUGCGCGCUAAUCAGGCAUUAUUGCAGCAACAGGCAGAUUGAUAAAGCACUUGAAUUGAAUAACAAGUUGGAGAAAUUGCAAGGCAGAAUGGAUAUAACAACAUAUAAUCUACUCCUUGAUUGUUUAGUUAAGGGAGGCAGGGUUGAAGAUUCCAUUAGAGUGUUUGAUUAUAUGAAAGGACUCGAAUUAGCAGACAGUUCAGGUUUCGGAAUUAUAAUCCGUGGACUCUGCCGUGCAAAAGAACUGAGGAAGGCAAUGAAGCUUCAUGAUGAAAUGUUGAAUAUGGGUCUUAAACCUGAUAAACAAACAUACAAAAGAUUGAUAUCGGAAUUCAAUCAAUAGCUGAAAUCGCAAAUUUUGUAUCUUAGAUGCAAUUCUCAUGCCAUGUUAUAUACUUCUAUUACAUUUUUCUUAGAGAAAAUUGAUGUCUAUUAGUUCUUA
Molecule: messenger RNA, 1816 nt
Organism: Mercurialis annua (annual mercury)
Lineage: Eukaryota; Viridiplantae; Streptophyta; Magnoliopsida; Malpighiales; Euphorbiaceae
Product: pentatricopeptide repeat-containing protein At4g21170
Exons: 1
Coding region: 32-1717 (561 amino acids)
Molecular function (GO): protein binding
Source: RefSeq, a predicted model, not a curated record